UUAGUGACUUUUGAAACAUGUGGAUAUCGUGGGAGAAAACAGUUGCAAUAUAUUUUUUAGCCUGCAUUUGUGCACUAAAUGUAAAAGGCGAAACUUUAGAUGACGUGGAAAGUGUUGAUGACCCCAUAAAAUUUUAUGUAUAUACUAGACAAAAUAAUGUUACGCCACAGAUAUUGCAAGCUGAUGUAGAGUCCAUAGUGCGUAGUGUUCUAAAUCCAAGUAAACAAACUACUCUAGCUAUUCACGGUAUACUGGGAAACAAAAGUUCCGAAGAAUGUUUGAUAAUUAAAGAGGAAAAAUUAAAAGUUGAAGAUGCCAACAUUAUUAUAGUGGACUAUAGUUCCCUAAUGGACGGCAAAGAUUUUGGAGUUGAUUUCAUUUCUGCAGAUUUAGUAGCCAAAUCUAUUACAGAUUUAGUUAUAUUGCUAAAGGAAAGUUUUAACAUGAAUAUCCAAAAUAUACAUAUAGUGGGUUUUAGUCUGGGUGGCCAAAUUGCUGGACUUGCGGGUCAAAACAUUUAUGAACGCUGUGGUGAAAAAAUUAAUCGCAUUACAGCACUAGAUCCUGCUGGAAUACUUUUUACUGAGAAUACUCCUGCUAACGAAAAAUUAACUGCAGACGAUGCUGAUUAUGUGGAAGUCGUACACACGAAUGCAGGUGAAUAUGGUUAUGAAACACCUUGUGGUCAUGUGGAUUACUAUCCCAAUGGUGGUAAAAUUCAACCUGGUUGCAUUUCUGCAGAUAAUGCAUGUUCUCAUAAUCGUGCUUACAAAUUUAUACCCGAAAUGUGGUCACCAGUUAAACAUCAGGAAUUUUUACUACUUAAAUGUGAAAAUUUAGAAUUUAUGAGUUUGGACUCUUGUCGUUGGCAAAAUGAAAUAAUGGGUGAAUUGGGUCAACAGCAAAAGGGUUUGUAUUAUGUAGAAACCAAUGACAAUAUUCCCUUUGGUAAGGGAGCUUUUAAGAAACAAUUUUUAUAACUGUUCGUUCAUAUUCAUAUAUAAUGAUUAGAAAUAACAUACUUUAAACAAUGUUGUCUUAUAAUAUUAUUAUUAACAUGUAUUUGCAUUAAGAAAAUCUAAUAAAUUGAAAAGUUUCAUUUGUAAUAAACA
Lucilia sericata (common green bottle fly) is the source of this 1112-nucleotide messenger RNA. RefSeq names its product phospholipase A1. The transcript is spliced from 2 exons. Gene Ontology annotation, molecular function: lipase activity. The coding region runs from base 18 to 980 and encodes 320 amino acids. The record is from RefSeq and is a predicted model, not a curated record. Lineage: Eukaryota; Metazoa; Arthropoda; Insecta; Diptera; Calliphoridae.